Perca fluviatilis (European perch) is the source of this 2193-nucleotide messenger RNA. RefSeq names its product receptor-type tyrosine-protein phosphatase mu-like. The record is from RefSeq and is a predicted model, not a curated record. Gene Ontology annotation, biological process: protein dephosphorylation. Gene Ontology annotation, molecular function: protein tyrosine phosphatase activity; protein binding. Lineage: Eukaryota; Metazoa; Chordata; Actinopteri; Perciformes; Percidae.
AGUACCGUACGAUGGCGGGCAUGCUGAUCGACACCACGCCGGUGGACAAGCCCACGCACAAGAUCGGACACCUGGACCCCGACACCGAGUAUGAGAUCAGCGUGCUGCUCACCAGGCCCCUGGACGGCGGCACGGGAAACCCCGGGCCCCCCCUCAGAGCCAGGACCAAGUGUGCAGAUCCGAUGCAUGGCCCGCGGCGUCUCGAGGUCGUGGACGUUCAGUCCAAACAGGUGACGCUCCGCUGGGAGCCGUUCGGGUACAACGUGACCCGUUGCCAUAGUUACAACCUGACGGUGCAGUACCACUACAGGCCUGCGGGGGCCGCCAGCAGGGAGCCGGUGAAGGAGGAAGUGGUGUACGACAGCCUGAGCGCGGCGCCGCAGCACGCCGUGCGUAACCUUCCACCGUUCACCAACGUCAGCCUGAAACUAGUGCUGAGUAACCCCGAGGGACGCAGGGAGAGCCAGGAGCUGCUGGUGCUGACUGAUGAGGAUGUUCCCGGAGCUGUCCCGGUGGAGUCUAUCCUCGGUAGCAGCUAUGAGCAGCAGAUCAGUCUGAGCUGGAGGGAACCGCUGCAGACCUAUGGCGUCAUUCGCCAGUAUGAGAUCUCCUACAAAGCCCUGAGCUCCUUCGACACCGAGUUCGAUCUGUCCAAUCAGAGCGGGAAAGUGUUCAAACCGGCCAAUGAGACGAGCCAUGUGUUCACGGGCCUGUACCCCGGCUCCACCUACUCCUUCACAAUAAAAGCAUCCACCGUGAAAGGCUUCGGCCCACCAGUCAUCACGCAGUUCACCACCAAGAUCUCAGCUCCUCUGAUGCCGGCGUACGAUCAGGAGUCUCCUCUCAAUCAGACCGACUCCACCGUCACUGUACUGCUGAAACCAGCACAGAGCCGCGGAGCUCCAGUCAGUAAGUACCAGGUGGUGGUGGAGGAGGAGCGCCCCCGGAGGCAGCGUAGAGGCAGUGCCGAGAUCCUGCGCUGUUACCCGGUACCGGUCCACUUCCAGAACGCCACCGUGCUCAGCUCGCCGUACUACUUCAGCGCCGAGCUGCCGGUCGGCGAGCUGAGAGCCCCCACGCCCUUCUGCAUCGGUGAUAACCGGACCUACAGCGGUUACUGGAACGCUCCUCUGCUGCCUCAUAAGAGUUAUGCGAUCUACUACCAGGCUGUCAGCACGGCUAACGGGGAGACAAAGAUCGACUGUGUUCGGGUGGCCACUAAAGCUGCUAUAAUCGCCACCCAGCUCACCACGCCGUACAUUCGCAUCGCCCCAGCAGCGGGCGACAAGCAGCUCCCAGGAGCAGCGACGAGGAAACCAGAACCAGAACAAGAGAAGCAGUCGGAUCACACGGUGAAGAUCGCCGGGGCCAUCGCCGGCAUCCUGCUCUUCAUCAUCAUCUUCCUCGGAGUCAUCCUGCUGAUGAAGAAACGGAAGUUGGCGAAGAAGAGGAAGGAAACUCUGAGCUCCAGACAGGAAAUGACUCUGAUGGUCAACAACUCACAACACGCAACGAUGGUGGACACACACUCGCACACGCUGAACGGACGCACGGUGUCAUCUCCAUCCUCCUUCACCCUGAAGACCAACACCAUCAGCACCACAGUCCCCAACUCCUACUACCCAGAUCCCUUCGUACCGACGGCCAUUCUGGUGCCCAUUAAUGGCUGCUGUGUGGCCCCCCCUGCAGACGACAGCCACACCAUGACGAGCGAGACCAGCAGCCUGGUCCAGUCCCACUACAAGCAGCGGGAGUCUGAGCGCGAGGCGCCCCCCUACCAGACGGGACAGCUGCACCCGGCCAUCCGCGUGGCCGACCUGCUGCAGCACAUCACGCAGAUGAAGUGUGCCGAAGGCUACGGCUUCAAGGAAGAGUACGAGCUGAACGAGAGUUUCUUUGAAGGACAGUCCGCUCCGUGGGAUUCAGCCAAAAAGGACGAGAACCGCAUGAAGAAUCGCUACGGAAACAUCAUCGCCUAUGACCACUCUCGUGUGCGUCUGCAGCCUCAGGACGGAGAGAGCGGCUCCGACUACAUCAACGCCAACUAUGUGGACGGUUACCACAGACCCAAUCACUACGUAGCUACUCAAGGUCCUAUGCAGGAGACUGUGUAUGAUUUCUGGCGGAUGGUUUGGCAGGAGAACACCGCCGCCAUUGUCAUGGUAACCAACCUGGUCGAGGUGGGACGGGUGA